This is a messenger RNA of Parathielavia appendiculata, 891 nucleotides long. Its product is annotated as cytochrome P450. The record is from RefSeq and is a predicted model, not a curated record. Lineage: Eukaryota; Fungi; Ascomycota; Sordariomycetes; Sordariales; Chaetomiaceae. Bases 1 to 891 code for a protein of 296 amino acids. The transcript has 5 exons. Gene Ontology annotation, molecular function: monooxygenase activity; iron ion binding; heme binding.
AUGACGCGUGACGGCAACGCCAGUUUACUUAUUAUCCUCCUGCUGCCUCUUCAACUUUUGCCAUCCUUUGCCUUUAGCGCAUGGAAAACCAUCUACGGCCACCGCGCCGCCGGCCAGAUCAUCGACGUGGGCCGGUGGUACAACUCUGCCACCUUCGACCUGAUCGGCGAUCUCGCCUUCAGCCAGUUCUUUGGCUGCCUCGAGAGCGGCGGCUACUAUCCUUGGGUGGCCAUUAUCUUUGACAACAUCAAGCUCAGCGUCUUCGGCGAAGGCCUGCGGCCGCACCCGGCGCUGAAACUUUCGGGGUCGCUUGUCGGAGCACUGGAGUUGAGCGAACAGACGGCCAAGCGCAGGCUCGCGAGCGCAUAUGUGUCGCGCGUGAAUUUCAUGUCAUAUAUCCUGCGGCAUAACACGGACGAAGAGAAGGGCAUGCGCAGCGGCGAGCUCGUGGAGAAUGCGAAUAUAUUGAUUAUGGCAGGGAGCGAGACGACGGCAACACAGCUGAGCGGGACGACCUUCUAUUUGCUGAGCAACCGGGAUAAGUAUGAGAGGUUGGUGCGCGAGAUUCGCGGCUCGUUUGAGACGGAGGACGUUACCCUGCUAGUGACAUCCGUGGGGGAACCCCAGUGGGCGUCCUAUCAGAGCGUGACCAACUUCCGCGACGCCAACAAAUAUGGCCCUGAGCGCUCGCUCGGCGGCCCCGAGUAUGCCCACGAGGUACGCGGCAUGUUGCAGCCGAUUUCGGUCUGCCCGCGAAACUGCAUUGGGAGGAAAUAUAUUCUUGCCUAUGCCGAGAUGCGGCUCAUUCUGGCGCAGCUGCUGUGUAACUUUGACUUGAAGCUCAUGUCUGAAAGUAGGAAGUGGAACGACCGGGACAUUUACGCGCUCUGA